Frieseomelitta varia is the source of this 3220-nucleotide messenger RNA. RefSeq names its product DNA repair protein complementing XP-C cells homolog (gene Xpc). Gene Ontology annotation, cellular component: nucleotide-excision repair factor 2 complex; nucleus; XPC complex. The transcript has 5 exons. Gene Ontology annotation, molecular function: single-stranded DNA binding; damaged DNA binding. Gene Ontology annotation, biological process: mismatch repair; nucleotide-excision repair. Lineage: Eukaryota; Metazoa; Arthropoda; Insecta; Hymenoptera; Apidae. The record is from RefSeq and is a predicted model, not a curated record. Bases 221 to 2827 code for a protein of 868 amino acids.
AUGUAUAUAUUUAGUUCCCAAUCUCACAUAUUUGUAUAAUACUUAAAUAAACAAAAAAUAUUUCAUGAUAUAUAAGAACAUGAUUUCAAUAUAAUUGAACGAACAGGACAGAAUUUUGUCUUGUCUUGGAAUGAAGAAACUUGUUGCAACAUGGUGUAAGACAUUGAUGUGAAAAUUAAACUGUAAUAAAAGAAAUUCUUGGCUUUAAAGUAUUUUUGAAAUGAGUGACUUAUCAGAGGACGAUAGUUCUGAUAGUAGCAAUGAAUAUUUGGUCGAUCCAGAGAAAAUUAAUUUAAAUUCCAGCUUUUUCACGAAAAAGAAUCCCGAUGAUGCAAUUGUGGAUAAAAUCAACACCGAUGAUGAAGACACCGACGACGAGGAUUUCGAGGAUAUCAACCAAACAGGCAAUAUUGAACUUUUCACCCAAGUUUUAAAAAACUUAGAACAUUCACAAAAACUCAAAUUCAAUGAUGAAAACGCUGAAAAAAAAGAAUCGCAUUCAGACUAUCCUGUGUUGCAAAAAAAAGAGGCACAAAAAGUGGAAAGUGAUAUAAAAGAUGUCACAUCAUCUAAUGAAAUAAACGAACUGUUGCUCCAAGGUGAGAGUAGUGUAAGUUCACCCUCCAAAAAGCUUUCUGUAAAUGGAAUAGCAAAGAACGAGGAAGAUGCAGAGCUUCCUAAUGAAUAUACUAUUCCAAAGGAUGGUGUCAAGAUUAUCUUACCAGGCACCAGUUUAAUGAUUAACAAAAAGAAAAAGGGAAAGCCAGAUCUGAAAGCAAUUUUGAGGAAACGAUUAAGAGAUACUCAGAUAUUAGUGGAGAAAGUAGGAUUACUCUGUUGGUUGGCUUAUGGAUUUCACCUGAACCAUCAGAUAAAUCAGCCUGAGAUAAUGGCUAGUGUGUUAUCAUUGAUUUCCACUUCUAACUAUCCAAAGAAGAGAAUAGAUCUUACAUAUUUAGAGAAGUUUACAAAAUGGUUCAAACAUAUGUUCACACUUGAGUCUGUUGAAAGCAAUGGCAACAAACAAAUAGACAAAGAAACUUUGUUAAAAAUACUGAAGGAAAAGAAGAUCUCAAAUUAUAAGGAAUUGGUAUUAUUGUAUAUUGCUACAUUGAGAGCUUUGGGUUUAAAUUGUAGAUUAGUUAUUUCUCUUUGCCCCCCUCAUCGGAUAUAUAAUGAUAACCCACUGUUUAAAUCAGACAAUAAGGAAUCUGAAACUGCAACAACAAGUAAAAGUACUACAACUAAAGGGAGAAGUUCAAAGAAAAAGGAAAGUAAAAAAGAAGUUUCUGAUGAAACUAAUGUAAUUAAGAAUAGCUCAGAAGCAACAAAAAAUGCUAAUUCAGAAGCCAAGAAGAGGGCAGCUAAAAUUUUACAUUCAAAAGUACAAAACAAGAGAGUUAAAAAAUCAAAUACUAAAAGUACUGAAAACAAAGAUGUAGCUCAACCCGCAGUACAAGAGAAAGGUCUGUCUAAUUUAAGACAAUUAAGAUCUCAUAAAAUUAAUACCACAAAAGUAAUGAACUCUACAGACAUAUCUUCAAAAACAGAUGACACAAAAUCAAAGUAUUAUAUAGAAGAUUCAACAGAUUCUGAAACAGAAUUUCAGCCUAAACCAAAACUGAAAAAGAAUAAUGAUAAAGAGGAAGUAUCACAAAGUUGUAAGAACACUAGGAAAAAAAAUACAAAAUUAAUAUCCUCUGAUAGCGAAGAUGAAACAAAUAAAACAAAAAGGAGGCAAGACAUUUGGGCUGAAAUAUAUUUAGAAUCAGAGGAGAGUUGGAUUUGUGCAAGCGUAAUGGAUGAAAAAAUUCAUUGUGUAACUGAAGUAUAUAAAAGAGCAACAAAGCCUGUAUUAUAUGUAGUAGCUUGGAAUUCCGAAGGUUUGCUAAAAGACGUGACUAGACGCUAUUGUGCACAAUGGCUUACAGUCACACGUAAACAACGAAUUGAUGAAAAAUGGUGGAGUGAAACCUUGUCUUAUUGGAAGGAAAAAAAUACUGCCAUUUCUAGAGCCGAAGAUGAAAUGCUGUUACAAAAGGAAUUAGAGCAACCUUUGCCUAAAACGAUUAGCGAGAUCAAAGGUCAUCCGUUAUAUGUCAUUCAAAGACAUUUACUCAAAUUUGAGGUAUUAUAUCCUCCAGAUUGUGUUCCUCUAGGACAUACUUCUACGGGUGAAGCUAUUUACUCUCGUCACUGUGUACAUACGGCUCGUUCAAGAGAAACUUGGCUUAAACAAGCCAGAGUUGUGAAACCUAAUGAAGAACCUUAUAAAAUAGUCAAAUCUCGUCCAAAAUACGAUAAGCUUUCCGGAUUGAAAAUUAAGGAUUCACCGUUAGAAGUAUUUGGUGAAUGGCAAACUAUGGAAUAUGAACCACCAGUAGCCAAAGAUGGUAUUGUUCCACGAAAUGAGUAUGGAAAUGUCGAUCUGUUCAAACAAUGCAUGCUUCCAAAAGGCACCGUUCAUAUAAAUCUUCCAGGAUUGAAUCGAAUUGCCCGUAAACUUAACAUUGAUUGUGCACCAGCCGUGGUAGGCUUUAAUUUCGGAGGUAUGGGUGCAGUGCCUGCAAUUGAAGGCUACAUCGUUUGUUCUGAGUACGAGGAUACUUUGCGAGAAGCUUGGGAAGCUGAACAAGUUGAAGCAGUUAAACGAAAUAAAGAAAAACAAGAGAAACGAAUUUAUGGAAAUUGGAAGAGACUGAUUCAAGGUUUGCUUAUAAGAGAACGACUGGCAGCAAGAUACGAGUUUUCGCAAGAAACUAAAACAUUAACUAAAAAACGUGCGAAAGAUAAGAAAACGAGCACAAAGAAGACUAAAGUAUUUUAAAUCGUAAAACGAAAUUAUCGGUUUAUUUUGUAAAAACGUUAGUGAUAUUAACAGGAAUGAUACUAUGCACUUAUUAUUACGUUGUAUUACUAUUUAUAAUAUAAACUAAGAAUGAAUUAAAUAUAUAAGAAAUUUUCUAGGAAACUCUUUACUAUAAAGAAUCAUACGAAUUAGAUUCUUAUAAAUUAAAUAUGUAUAAAAUUUUAAUAUAUAUGUGUAUAUACAAUAUGAAGAGAAAUACAUGAAUUUUUCGUUCGGUAUUUUUCAAAUUGUAUUUUCUACAAUUUAUUUAAGUAUUGUUUCAAUAUUUUUCAAAAGCAUUGUAAUUAUUAAGAUCGUUUUGUAGAUUGUUUUGCCAAUUGAUUGAUAUUAAUAUAAUAUAUUAGCGAUAAU